Molecule: messenger RNA, 1046 nt
Organism: Glycine soja
Lineage: Eukaryota; Viridiplantae; Streptophyta; Magnoliopsida; Fabales; Fabaceae
Exons: 1
Coding region: 272-964 (230 amino acids)
Source: RefSeq, a predicted model, not a curated record
CUCCAAAACACUUUCAUUUUUGUCCAAAACCAAGGUUUACCACUCAUAAAAUACAAAUAAUAAACAACAAAAUGAUACAUUAAUAAGGGAAAUGUCUCAAAUCCAAAACGUGUAAAUGAUUGGUUGAAUUCUUCUCGUAAUUUCAGAGUUCAUGAAGGGUAUAAUAUAACAUAUCUUAUAUUAAUUCUUAUCUACCAUGUCUUGACAAUUUACGUCUGCUAGUACAAUUCAGAAACCUCAGCUGAGUUUCCAAAGCCACCAUCUAUUCAUCAUGGAUGCAGAAGAAGUCUUGAAGCUCUUUGAUUCAUGCUGGUUCGGGCAUCAAAAUUUGAAGGAACACACAAGUUCAUCAACAAUACCAACAAGUCUUCAUGAGAAUUCUUCAGAUCAUAAUCAAAUAAAAGAACCAUCAGAACCAACACUUUUACGCAUCCAAAGCGGUCAUAGCAGAUCCAUGAGCGACCAGUUGAGUUCCAUGACAUGUUUCAAGGACGAUUCUCUCUCACCAGACUCAGUUUUCUCACCAAAGCUUCAAACCAUUCUCUCAGGAAAAGAUGUCACAGACGCAGAAGCAGCACAUGUGCAGCUUCAACUACUAGUGUUGCCUAAGAAGAGGGAAAGGAGGAAGAAAAGACCGAGCAAGAGUUUAUCAGACCUUGAAUUUGAGGAGCUGAAAGGGUUCAUGGAUCUGGGGUUUGUUUUCUCAGAGGAAGAUAAGGACUCAAGUUUGGCUUCAAUCAUUCCUGGCUUGCAAAGGCUAGGGAAAAGUGAUGAGGAAGAAGAGGAUUCUGAAUUAGGGUCCUCAGUCCAAAGACCUUACCUCUCUGAAGCAUGGAAGGCUCAAGAAAGGAGAAAGAAAGAGAACCCUCUCGUGAAUUGGAAGAUUCCUGCUCUGAACAAUGAAAUUGACAUAAAAGAUAGUCUCAGGUGGUGGGCUCAAACUGUUGCUUCCACUGUUAGAUGAUGAAGUUUUGUUAUUCAAGUUUUUUCUUGUAUUAUUACAUAUACUUCGCUUAUUAUAUCUUUGAAAUUUUGUUUCACUUUUU